AGCGUGAAGACUCCCACGGCGAUGAGCUUGCACUGCACUUUGUCCGGGACGGUGGAGUCGUUGACCAGCAAGCCCACUCUCAGCGUGCAGCCAAAGUCGUCGUCCGCCUGGAAAGAUGGCUGCUCCGGCGUUGCUCAGGAGCUCCGAACCGGCGCUGUGCCCGAGCUUCGCGGAGGUCUGCUCGUUCCUGGAGCGCUACGGAGCUGUCCUCGACCUGCCCGAGAUGACGUUCCCGCAAAUGGAGGACUACCUACGCGACAAGACGUCAGUUCCCAAACCUCUCGUAGAUCUUCACGUGAAACUGCUCCGAAAGCUCGGCAAGACCGUUACAACGGAGCGUUGGGAAAAAUACCUGGCCAAAAGUUGCCAGGAGCUGAACAGCGCCUGGGCAUGGGAGCUGGAACAGAACGGCUACCAGGACAUGUCCAUGGAGUGCAAGUCCAGCAUCCUCAAAUAUCUUUGCGAGUGCCAGUUUGACGACAACUUGAAGUUCAAAGGGGUGAUCAAUGAGGAGGAGCCGGACAAGAUGCGCCUGCAGCCCAUCGGGCGGGACAAGCAGGGCCUGAUGUACUGGUUACAGCUGGACCAGGAGCAAAACAUCCGGCUGUACACGGAGGAGCAGGACGACUUGGACGGCUCCACCUGGAGGUGCAUCGUCAGGACUCGCAACGACCUGGCUGAUGCUCUGGAGCUCCUAAAGGCCCAAGUCUUUCCCAACCUGAACCAGGACCAAGAGGAGAAACUGGCUGAGUCCGGGAGCAGCAGUCCCGCUUACAGAGAAUCAGUAGAUGAAGACGGCAAACUCCACAAGACCUCAGAGGAUGUUGCUGAUGAUGUGAAGGUUGAAGAAGAGGAGAAAGCCCUCCAACAAGUGGGAAACACGGAGCAGACGGCGAGCAUCAAGCAGGAGGCAAAGGAGGAGACCAGCGAUCAAGCGGCUCCUAUCGAUAACCACGUGAGCACCAUCACCUCCGUCAUCAAAUCAGAUUGCAGGGACGUGUCUGUCGUCAAGACGUCGGCGCCCAAGCAGGACGCAAACAAGGAAGAUGAGGCAGAGCGCGCCGUCGUCAGGAGCAGCCAACAGGCUAAGAUACCGCUGAAAAAAAGAGAGCUGAAGUUAGCCGAGAGUUACCAUGACAACCACCUCAACAACAACAACAACAACGGCGGCGGCGGCAGCAGCAUCAUAGUGUGCAAUCCCUCAGUCAUACAAAGCAAGGACACAUCAGCACCAGCUGGCGGUCAGUCAGCAGCGGCGGCCGCGCAAAACCAACCCGAGCUGACUAACGGGAGAUCGUCAAUAGUGUCGCAUCACGUGGGGGUCAUCCGUGGACCGACGUCCAACGAAGCCAAUGGCUGCAAAGCGGCAGAGGAAGAGAAGAACCUGCAGGGUUCCAACGCAAGUACGGAAAAAACCCUGGAGGUGGGACGCCAGUCGGUGCUGGUGCGGAAUGAGCCCAUCGUCGUGGAGACCGCACUCGUCGACCAAGAUGCGGACACAAGUGCCGACAAAGAAACCGAUGAAAGUGUCCUUCCGGGAGAGGCCGCUGACGUGGGCGCACAUGAACCUCAGGUGGAAAAAGAAGCGAGCCAAGAUGAACACCUGAUGGAUGUCAGUACUUUAGGAAAAGUGCAAGCAGAGUUAAAGGAAGACGACGGCGUCAAUGGCGAGCUACCGGAUCAGUCAAGCGAGAAGAGUGCCGGGGAGAAGCCGCGGCCACGAGAGGAAGCCUCCUCGGAGCUCCAGAAGGAAGGAAUUCGUUUGAAAAUUAAGAUCCCGCCUCAUCGCAGGAACAAGCUGAAGGCCAAGGCACAGCAGAAGGAGUCGUCGGAGGGGGAGGGCUCCCUCAGGAGGUCUGCCAGGAUUUCCAGUGCACAUUUGCCGUGUCAACCUCACAGGCCAAGCUCCAAGGCAGCCGAGAGCCCGAAAAAAAAGAAAGGCCAACAAAAGCAGGGCGAAGAGGCAGAAGAAGAAGUGGAAGGAGAAGAGGAGGAGGAGGAGGAGGAAGAAGACGACGACGAAGAGCAGAGUGUUGGUGCCGGCAUAGACAGAAAAGCAAAAGCUGUCGACCAAAUGAGGAAGCGCAGGGGUAAGCGGAGACAUCGGCACCCCCGCUGGUCCAACAUCAAGCGCCACAAACACAACGAAGAUGAGGCCAAUAAAGCUGCAGGAAGCAAGGAGCCCAGCGAAGGAGGAAGCCACUCGGACGACUCCUGCCAGUCCGAGGACGUUCCCAAGGAGGACGCCUGCACCCACUGCGGCCUUCCAAACCACCCGGAACUUAUUCUGUUGUGCGACUCGUGUGACAGCGGAUACCACACAGCCUGUCUCCGACCGCCACUCAUGCUCAUCCCUGAUGGCGAGUGGUUCUGCCCGCCCUGCCAGCACAAACUGCUGUGCGAAAGACUGGAAGAGCAGCUGCUGAACCUGGACAGCGCGCUGAAGAAGCGAGAGCGUGCUGAGAGGAGACGGGAGCGGCUGGUGUACGUGGGGAUCAGCGUGGAGAACAUCAUCCCCCAGGGAAAUGAGGAAGAUGAAAAGAUGCCCAAAAAAAAGGAUGCCAAGAAGAGUAAAAAUCUAGGGAGGAGGUCAACCAGAACGAGGAAGCACAUCAGUUACAGAUUUGACGACUUUGACGACGCCAUCGACGAAGCCAUCGAGGAAGACGUUGGCGACAACACUGGGGAAGGCCGCGACAUCGCCGCCGACGGGGCAUUGUCUGAACACGGCGCGGCGAGCCGCCGCCGGCCCAUGAUGCUUGCCGCGCAAAACAGGAAGCGCCGGCGUCUCAACGACCUGGAGAGCGACAGCACGGCGGCGGAGAGUGAAGACGACUUCACGCUCAGCAACAGCUCUGAGGAGGAAGAAUUUGGCGGCUCGGGGGCCGACGACGACGAUGACGAUGAGGACGGCGCCAGCUGGGACAGCGCGACGCGGCCCAAACGUUCAGCGAAAGCAGUGGCCAAACACAAAGUCGGCAGGACCAAACACAGAGUCGGGAGGCCGCCUGGACGGCGGCGCCGGAGACAUUCCUCUGAGGAAGAGGAGGAGGGCAGCGACGAAGACUCCGAUCAGUACAGCGACAUGUCGGACAAAGCGCGCGGCGGGCUGAGGCGCGGCCAGCGGCAGCAGGUCAACUACCGGGAGACGUCAGAGUCGUCAGACAAUUCGCGGACAUCUGCCAAAAAGAAAGAAGUGAGACAGCGCGGACGGCCGCGUAAGGAACGGUUUUCCAGCGACUACAGUGACGCAUCGUCAUCCUCACGGGACUCUGAGGAUGAGGAUGAAGGCGAUCGGGGGAAGAGGAAGCGAGAGAAGCAGCGAAGACAAAGAGAAGAGGAUGACGUCUGCGCUCGCCGCUCCAAAGCCAAGCAAAGGCGACACGACCGAGAGGAGGAAGAGGAGGAGGAAGAGGACGACAGCCAGGCCAGAAAGAAAAGGCGUCGACGGAGAACUUCGGAAGAAGACGAGGACGAAAGGAGGGACGUCCGGCGGACGGGUAAAGAGGACGAUGACCCGGAGAAGAUGGGCAGAGGGAAGAGACGGGAGAUGUUGUCCCAACAGCGGCGUAAGCGUUUGGCUCAGAUGCUGAAGAAGCGAAGACCUUCCAUGGACGAAGAUGAGGACGAGUCCGACGAAUCGGAGUCCUCCUCUGAGGAGGACCGACCCAUCCGCAAAAGACUCAACCGCAUUGACUCAGACGAGGAGGAGGAGGAUUCGGAGGAGACGAAAGACGACAGUGACGCUGGGGACGAGGAGCGAGGAGGACAAAGCGAACACGGGAGCUCUGAGGGGGCCGCACGCGGCGGCGCGCCCCGGGACGCUGCAGCGGCGGGUGGGCAGGACAAACACAACGGCCCCUUGCACGCCGAGGAAGAAGGAGAGGAGGACAAAGAGGCCAAGUCAGACUCGUUAAACUCUGUCCACAACAGUCCGCACUCGUGAUCCGUUCUUCGUCGCUUCUGCUUUCUAAACCCGGGGUUCCCAAACUUUAUAGGUCCAGGGGAGACGUUUUCACAAAGCUUUCGCUGAGCUUUUAACAAUUGUAAUUAGUUUAUUAAGUUUGUUUAUUGGUCGACCGGUCCCUACUUGUUGGUAAACACUUUGUAAAAUGGUACAACAUAAUUUAAUGCAAAUUAUUUCACCAACCACCAAGCUACAAGAACGCUACUUCCAGCAAUCCCCUCCAUGCAAACAAACACCCUGCAGGUUGUUGUGACCAUAAAAAAACCGGCAGGUGAUCACACGAUUAUCACGGACCUGACUCUCCCCUCGAGCCUCGCUUUCCUUCUCGCAGCACUCGUUCAAUGGCCCCGGCCUCCGCACUCUGGAUCGCCUGACUUGAAGUGACUUUUCGACACUGCUGUACAUAGCGUGUGGCCCGGCCGUGCACUUUCUCUUUGUAAAAUAAUAGAUGUUGCAUUUUAGUCCACUUGUAAAAUAUAGUGUUCUAUUUUCUCAAUGAAGGAGGAGGAAUGUUGCGGUGGUCGGUGGAGGCCCAGUUUGACACGCUGAGACAGACUCCUUAAAAAGCGGAGAGGAUAGAUGCCACCCCCCGACGGCCAUAAAGAUGUCAGGUAGAAGGGGAGCUCUCAUUUCACUUUGCAUUAGUCUGGACGGUAAAUUUCCAUUUGAGCAUUCAGUAAUUAUCACUCAAGCUCAGGCUUUAAAAAAUUACAUAAUUGCGACACCCCCUUUCAAUGUUUUGGUUUUAAUACGCAAUUGUUUUUUUUGAGGUCAUCUUCCCAUGGACACUGUGGUGUCAAUUUUGGUUGACAGCAGGUGGCAGUACAGGACAAAAUGGCAGGCCCCUGAGGCUAAAAUCAGGUGGUUUUUUUUGGUCUAAUUCAUAUUCUACAAAUAUUAAUCAUUAUACCAUGUUUAGACUAGUGGGGGCGCAAAUAAUUGGGAAAAAAAAUGACUUCCAUAUUACGGUCCCAUGUUGUACUAGUAUGAGCUUUGUCCUCACUACUAAGGCAAUCAACAAACUUGUCGAACAACUAUAUGAUACUAGUCUGUGUGCUAGUUCAGCUUCACUCCGAGAACUAAUAGCACACUGGUGUCAACUAGUGCAGUAUUGCCUCACUAGUAGCAUGCAGUUGUCCUUAAAGUGGUUCACGCUAGAUAUUGAAGAAAGGCUCAAAUGACGUUCCAUACGAGCUCUAAGGAUGUUUAUACUAUCUUUUUUUUUUUUUUUUUAACAAGCCGCAGCAAUAGCUUGGCUUACAGAAAGAUGUCCCACUGGAAUGAAAUGUAAAUAACUGCAAUUAUUUGUCGCAGGAAAAAAAAAAAAAAGCCAGUGCUGUAGUUACUGUAUAUUCAAUACCCAAAGUUCUUGGAACAUCAUUUGUGCUUGUUAAUGCUCUUAGCUUGGUAAAGUCAAGCCAAAACGAAAUGAUGGGAGUCACUUCCUCUGGCCACUAAAUGUAGAUUCUCUGCAUCUCAUAUUUUAUAUUCAAGCUGCAGGUUUUACGGAUGCUGUUUUUUUUCUACCGUUUUUGUUAUAGAGAAUUCACUUUGUCGCCUAGGUGUGAACAAAUCCCCUGACUCUGAAUCAGACAGAAAAGAAAAAAAAAGUG
Molecule: messenger RNA, 5580 nt
Organism: Syngnathus acus (greater pipefish)
Lineage: Eukaryota; Metazoa; Chordata; Actinopteri; Syngnathiformes; Syngnathidae
Gene: rsf1a
Product: remodeling and spacing factor 1a
Exons: 20
Coding region: 116-3946 (1276 amino acids)
Biological process (GO): regulation of DNA-templated transcription
Cellular component (GO): RSF complex
Source: RefSeq, a predicted model, not a curated record